Messenger RNA from Dioscorea cayenensis subsp. rotundata (Guinea yam), 3488 nucleotides. Its product is annotated as presequence protease 1, chloroplastic/mitochondrial-like. Gene Ontology annotation, molecular function: metal ion binding. The transcript is spliced from 19 exons. The record is from RefSeq and is a predicted model, not a curated record. NCBI's taxonomy places the organism in Eukaryota, Viridiplantae, Streptophyta, Magnoliopsida, Dioscoreales, Dioscoreaceae. Gene Ontology annotation, biological process: protein processing. Bases 62 to 3289 code for a protein of 1075 amino acids. Gene Ontology annotation, cellular component: mitochondrion; chloroplast.
UUCUCUCUCUCUCACACACACACACACUACCACAUCUUCUCAUUCUCUCAGGACUGCUCCGAUGGAGAGAGUAGCGCUUUUGCGCUCCUUAUCCUGCUCUGCCACCGCAUGCCGCCGCCUACUCUUCCAUUCUAGAACCAAGUCUCGCCUCUUCUCCUCCAAUCCUCACAGGAAGAGGCUCCAUCUUCAGCAGGCCCGCGCCUUAUCGUGCUCCAGUACUCUCCGUUGUUGGCCUUCGGCUCCCCCUUCUUCUCUUCAUUUCAGACGAAAAGCCGUCUCCUUUUCUCCUCGGGCUAUCUCCACCUCUCCUAGUCCUCUCCCUCAAGACAUGGAUACAGACCAUGAUCUUGCUGAGAAACUUGGAUUCGAAAAGAUUGCUGAACAGACCAUUAAUGAGUGUAAAUCAACUGCUGUGCUUUACAAGCAUAAGAAGACAGGGGCAGAGGUUAUGUCUGUUUCAAAUGAUGAUGAGAAUAAAGUUUUUGGCGUUGUAUUUAGGACACCUCCGAAAGAUUCAACUGGUAUACCUCAUAUACUUGAGCAUAGUGUAUUGUGUGGGUCAAGGAAAUACCCUUUGAAAGAACCUUUUGUUGAGCUGUUGAAAGGUAGUUUGCAUACUUUUCUGAAUGCAUUUACCUAUCCUGAUAGGACUUGCUAUCCAGUUGCUUCAACAAAUACAAAGGACUUCUACAAUCUAGUUGAUGUUUAUUUGGAUGCUGUCUUCUUCCCGAAAUGCGUUGAGGACUUCCAGACAUUUCAACAAGAGGGUUGGCAUUAUGAGCUUAAUGAUCCAUCAGAAGAAGUAUCCUUCAAAGGUGUUGUUUUCAAUGAAAUGAAAGGAGUAUACUCUCAACCAGAUAACAUUCUAGGCCGUGCAUCACAACAGGCACUUUUCCCAGAUAAUACUUAUGGCGUUGACAGUGGUGGUGAUCCAAAAGUCAUUCCAAAACUUACAUUUGAAGAAUUCAAGGAUUUCCAUCGAAAAUAUUACCAUCCUAGCAAUGCUAGGAUAUGGUUCUACGGAGAUGAUGAUUCAAAUGAGCGUCUUCGUAUCCUCAGUGAAUAUCUUAAUGAGUUUGAAGCUAGUUCAUCCUCUGACGAGUCAAAAGUUGAACCACAAAAGCUAUUUAAAGAGCCUGUGAGGAUAAUUGAACAAUAUCCUGCUGGUGACGGUGGUGACUUGACAAAGAAACACAUGGUUUGCAUUAACUGGCUUCUAUCUGAUAAGCCCUUAGACUUGGAAACCGAGCUAACACUCGGUUUCUUGGACCAUCUUUUGCUUGGUACUCCGGCUUCUCCACUCCGAAAAAUACUUCUUGAAAGUGGCUUAGGAGAUGCUAUUGUUGGUGGUGGAAUGGAAGAUGAACUUCUUCAACCUCAGUUCAGUAUUGGACUGAAAGGUGUCUCUCAAAAUGACAUCCAUAAAGUUGAAGAAUUGGUUAUGGAAACACUUAAAAACUUAGCAGAGGAAGGUUUUUCUCCUGAAGCAGUAGAAGCAUCCAUGAAUACCAUUGAAUUUUCUCUUAGGGAGAAUAACACUGGUUCCUUCCCGCGGGGAUUAUCACUGAUGCUUCGUGCUGUUGGGAAAUGGAUAUAUGAUAUGGAUCCAUUUGAACCUCUAAAAUAUGAAAAACCAUUACAGUCUUUGAAAGCACGCAUUGCUGAGGAAGGAUCCAAGGCUGUUUUCUCUCCUCUGAUCGAGAAGUAUAUCUUGAACAACCCUCAUCGUGUUACAGUUGAAAUGCAGCCCGAUCCUGAGAAAGCUUCACGCGAUGAAGAAGCUGAGAAAGAACUUCUUGAAAAGGUUAAAAAAAGUAUGACUGAAGAGGAUCUUGCUGAACUAGCCCGUGCUACCCAGGAACUUCGUCUAAAACAGGAGACUCCGGAUCCACCUGAAGCUUUGAGAUCUGUCCCAAGUCUUUCAUUGAAGGAUAUCCCCAAAGAGCCCAUACAUGUCCCAACAGAAAUUGGCGAGGUUGAUGGAGUUAAAGUUUUGCAGCAUAACCUUUUUACAAAUGAUGUUCUAUAUUCAGAAGUUGUAUUUGAUAUGAGCUCGCUGAAGAAAGAACUCCUUCAACUGGUUCCAUUGUUUUGUCAGUCUUUGCUAGAGAUGGGCACAAAGGACAUGGAUUUUGUGCAACUCAAUCAAUUAAUUGGAAGGAAGACUGGAGGAAUUUCUGUUUAUCCUUUUACAUCAGCUGUACGAGGAAAAGCAGAUCCAUGUACUCGCAUUAUAGUUCGCGGUAAAGCUAUGGCAGGAAGAGUCGAUGACUUAUUCAACCUGAUGAACUGCAUUCUUCAGGAAGUUCAAUUGACAGAUCAACAACGGUUCAAGCAGUUUGUCUUGCAAAGCAAAGCAAGAAUGGAGAACCGGUUACGAGGCAGUGGUCAUGGAAUUGCAGCUGCAAGAAUGGAUGCCAAACUUAAUGUUGCCGGAUGGAUUUCUGAACAGAUGGGUGGUGUUAGUUAUUUGGAAUUUUUGCAAGAUCUUGAGAAGAAAGUUGAUGAUGAUUGGGAUGGAAUUUCUUCUUCUCUCGAGGAUAUACGAACAGCAUUGAUCUCCAGAAAAGGUUGCUUGAUUAAUAUGACGGCAGAUGAAAAGAACCUAAUCAAUUCCACAAAGUUUGUUGCCAAGUUUCUUGAUUCACUCCCAAAUUCUUCAUCCACUGUAAAUGAAUCAUGGCAUGCUCAGCUUCCUUCAGUAAAUGAAGCGAUAGUGAUUCCAACCCAGGUUAAUUAUGUUGGGAAAGCUGGUAACAUAUAUGAUUCAGGAUAUCAGCUCAAAGGAAGUGCAUAUGUGAUUUCUAAGUACAUUGGUAAUACUUGGUUAUGGGAUCGUGUUCGAGUUAGUGGUGGUGCAUAUGGAGGUUUUUGUGAUUUUGACACUCAUUCAGGAGUAUUCUCCUACCUGUCAUAUCGUGAUCCUAACUUACUGAAAACACUGGAAGUGUAUGAUGGCACGGAAGACUUUCUCCGGGAAUUAGAAAUGGAUGACAAUACCCUUACAAAAGCGAUCAUUGGCACCAUUGGAGAUGUGGACUCAUACCAGCUGCCAGAUGCCAAAGGCUACAGUAGUAUGUUGCGAUAUCUACUGGGUGUCACGGAGGAAGAAAGGCAAAGAAGGCGGGAAGAAAUCCUGUCAACCACCUUGAAGGACUUCAAGGAGUUUGCAGAUGCAAUCAAGGUGGUCAAGGAAAAGGGUGUUGUGGUUGCAGUUGCAUCUCCUGAUGAUGUCGGAGCUGCCAACGACGAGCGACCCGGAUUUUUAAACAUUAAGAAGGCACUCUAAAAUUCAUAUCUGCUCAAAAUUCAGACACUGAGUAUAACAAAAAAUAUUUUCAUGCUUUUGAAUUUUAUGCUUAUUUCUAAACACCCAUAUUCAUGGAGGUGUUUAUACACAUGUAGAGAACAUUUAAUUUAAUUACAUUCAGAGAUACUAUUUUAUAACUGUAUCAUAUAAUUCAAUUUCACAUGAAAAAAAGUUUGUA